AUGGACGUCCCAACAGCAACAUCAUUACGCGACAUCUACCCCGCCGACGCGCUGCCAGUCGAGACGAAGCGAUGGGAGAGCUUACUAGCAAAGUUCAAAGACCUCUACGGCAAGCCAGCACACUUUUUUGCGAGGAGUCCAGGACGUGUCAACAUCAUUGGCGAGCAUAUUGACUAUUCGCUAUACGAGGUACUACCCAUGGCCAUCACUGCCGACUUCAUCAUGGCGGUAGCUGUACGACCGUCCGAAGAGAAGCCGCGUAUACGGAUAGCGAACCUCAAUUCGGAGAAAUUUCCAGCCCGAGAAUUCGAGAUUCCUGCCGAGGGAGACAUCCCCAUCAAUGCUACCGAGCAUGAGUGGACAAACUAUUUCAAGUCUGGGCUGAAGGGUGUGUCACAAUUGCUACAGAAGAAGCGGGGCAAGUUCACUUCAGUCGGCAUGGACAUUGUGUGUGACGGUACGGUACCGAGCGGUGGUGGCCUGUCCAGCUCAGCUUCUGUCGUGUGCACCAGUGCGCUAGCAAUUCUGGCGGCGAAUGGAGAGGAGAAGGUGAACAAAAAGGAGCUGUGUGAGCUUGCCAUUGUGUCUGAGCGUUCUGUCGGUGUCAACUCUGGAGGCAUGGACCAGGCAGCUUCAGUAUUCUCCCUUCGCGGUUCCGCCUUAUACGUCUCUUUCAAGCCCAGCCUUGACUUCACAAACAUCGAGUUCCCACAAACAGACCCCGAGCUCACCUUCGUCACAGCCCAGAGCUUCGUCGCCGCGGACAAGCACGUCACGGCUCCCGUAUGCUACAACCUGCGUGUCGUAGAAUGCACACUAGCAGCUGUCUUCCUCGCCAAAGCUUUCUCGUUGAAGAAAGAACUUCCGUCAGACUCAUCUCCACUAGGCGUCAGCUUGCGCGGCUUCCACGACACCUACUUUGAAGAGAAAGAAAACGUAUCAGACAACACCAAGACCUCCGUUGCCGAUUUCGAGACCCAGCUCUAUAAGCUCAUCCAACACAUAGGGGAUUACCUGCCACUAGAAGAAGGGUACUCAAGAAGUGAUAUUUGCGCCUUACUUGGCAUCUCUGAAGAAGCGCUCAACGAACGUUACAUGAGCAAGUUCCCGGUCCGUGCGGACAAGUUCAUGCUUCGCCAGCGCGCCCUCCACGUCUUCACUGAAGCUCUUCGCGUUAUCAAAUUCCGCUCCCUCCUGUCCUCGCCACCUUCUACUGGUCAAGAAUACCUCCAGUCCCUCGGCGACCUUAUGAACGAGACGCAAACUUCAUGUCGCGAGAUUUACGACUGCAGCUGCCCCGAGCUUGACGAGCUGUGCGACCUGGCCCGUGCUGCUGGCAGCUGUGGGAGUCGACUAACGGGUGCCGGGUGGGGAGGCUGCAGUGUUCAUCUUGUGCCCAAGGAUAAGGUGGAAGCAGUCAAGAAGGCGUGGGAGGAGAAGUACUACAAGAAGCACUUCCCAGACAUCACGGCGGAGAAGCUUGCACAAGCUGUUGUGGUUAGCAAGCCAGGCAGCGGGAGCAUGCUUUUGAAACUCGCUGGUGACAAGUUGGUGUAA
Messenger RNA from Cucurbitaria berberidis CBS 394.84, 1557 nucleotides. Its product is annotated as galactokinase. Gene Ontology annotation, molecular function: ATP binding; galactokinase activity. Lineage: Eukaryota; Fungi; Ascomycota; Dothideomycetes; Pleosporales; Cucurbitariaceae. The transcript is spliced from 3 exons. The record is from RefSeq and is a predicted model, not a curated record. Gene Ontology annotation, cellular component: cytosol; cytoplasm. The coding region runs from base 1 to 1557 and encodes 518 amino acids. Gene Ontology annotation, biological process: galactose metabolic process; carbohydrate phosphorylation.